UGCGUGAGCGACGAGAGGCAGGGCGUGAUAUAGGCGUGCGCAAAGCUGUAGAGGCCCUCCUGCGCAGACUCGUUGGCAUGCUCGACCGUGUCCGAGAUGUUCUGCAGCGUGCGGUUCCACCGCGGGUCACCGCGACGGUACAUUGCGAUUGCGCUGGGGUGGCGGCGCGCAGACGGCGCAUCGACCGUGCGCGGCAGGAGACGUCGACGUCCUGGCUGGCUGGUUGACGGCCGACGUGUUGCGCUGGUGAAUGCUGGACAGUGCUUGAGCCUUGCCUGCCUCGGCCGUUGACGUACGUCUGCGCUGCUCUGGUUCGGCGGGCCUAGCCUGGCCCCGGCCGCCGGCCUAGCACACCACCGGGGCACCUGUACGCUUCGCUUCACGUGCACGCUGCAUUCACCGUCCGCGCCCAUGCAGCCCCAGCCUCCUCGCACAUUGCCCCCUCGCAACAAUGCGCUACAUACGCUUCCUCAAGCCUCCGCGGGUAGUGCACGACAAACACCGCCCCAGCGCCCACGUGGCUUGCUUGGUCACCAUCACCUCCGAUCUGGGCGACUCGUUCCUUCCAUACAGUCUCACGCUGUCCGCAGAGCUCAUUCAGGACGAGCAAUAUGCCAGCGAAACGGGACUGGAGCCGGACUCAGAUUCUGACGCGCAGCUUCCAGCCCCUGAUACCCUGCUCUCCUACGACAAUGUCAAGGCUUGGAAGACGUUCCAAUGGAAGGAAGGGAUGCGCAGCCUCCCCAUCACCCUUCCCCUUAGUCGGAACUACAAACAGGAUGGCGUUCUCGUUGUGCGAGUAGGCGCUGAGCCCAAGGCCGAUUCUGAUGACUUCAACCGCAUGCUACUGGAAGACUCGCCCGGGGUGGUGUCGGUUUGGAGUGCCCCUUUCAACCUUCGUCGCAGCGCCUCCGUCGCAAGGACCGUGGAGAGACGCUUCAAGAUCGGCUCUCGCACCCAUCGCAUAUUUGAGGAAACAGGCGAGAGCAUUGCCCGUCACGUGUGGGACGCUGGGGUUGCAUUGUCAAAUCAGCUGCCUUGCCUUUUGGGGCAUUCUGGCAUAAUCAACAGUAUGGUAGCGGACAGCCGUCGACGUCGAGGUCAUGCCGAUGCUCUACUGUCAAGUGCAUGCUUUGAACCACCGUUGCGUGUCAUUGAGCUCGGUUCCGGAUGUGGUAUGGUCAGUAUAGUGUUGUCCCAUUUAGUUGCAAACGUCGAAAUCUCUGUCACAGAUCUGGCCGAAGCGCAGGCAAUCGCUGUACGAAACAUUGGAUUUGCGUCAAGAUGUCGCACAAAUAAGGCCGUAUUGGCAUUUCACGAGCUAGAUUGGGAACACCCUCUGAGGUAUGGUGGCUCGCUAGAGCGGGCGGUAGAUCUCGUAGUCGCAGCGGAUUGUACGUACAACGCUGACAGCAGUCCAGCAUUUGUCAACACCAUCCAACACAUUGCCUUACAGUUCCCUUAUGUUACAGUUGCGGUCGCAAUGAAAAAACGCCAUGCGAGUGAGGACGUGUUCUUUAGCCUCAUGUCUGACGCUAAGUUCCAAAUGACUAGUUCAAUCUUGUUCCCACUUCCAGGAGACCAGUCAAGUGGCGAAGAAACUAUAAGCCUAUAUCUUUUUACAUAUCUUUAUACCUAGA
Messenger RNA from Paraphaeosphaeria sporulosa, 1640 nucleotides. RefSeq lists its product as uncharacterized. The record is from RefSeq and is a predicted model, not a curated record. The coding region runs from base 452 to 1639 and encodes 395 amino acids. Lineage: Eukaryota; Fungi; Ascomycota; Dothideomycetes; Pleosporales; Didymosphaeriaceae. The transcript has 4 exons.